Molecule: messenger RNA, 2119 nt
Organism: Durio zibethinus
Lineage: Eukaryota; Viridiplantae; Streptophyta; Magnoliopsida; Malvales; Malvaceae
Source: RefSeq, a predicted model, not a curated record
CUUUGAUUCUCCUAAAGUCCAGAAACCUAGAAAGAGAGCCCACUUUAAAAGCCAUCUUCCUAAGCUCUUUCACUUCUCCCUGUCCUCCAGGGCAACUCCCAAAACUGAACAGAAACCAGCCAUGGCAGCCUCUGCCAAUCUUUCUCCUUUGUCUUCUUCAUCAGCUCUCUCAAAACCCAUCUCCAAAAGACCUUAUUUUUUUCUUACCACACCUCAAAAAAACACCUUUUCUCACUUUUCAAAAACCCUGCCAAAACCCUCUUGUUUCCCUUGCAAACGUGUUUUUCAUACCCAGAAACCUCAGUUUUCCAUUUCCUCAAAAAACCCCAUCUCUGAGUUCUUUUCAACUAGCCAAAGUGAUCCAGAAGACGAUUUUGUCUCUUCUUCUGGUGUUGGUGACGAUAAGCCGCGUGAAGAGUGUGGUGUUGUGGGUAUCUUUGGCGACCCUGAGGCCUCACGUCUCUGCUACUUGGCCCUCCACGCGCUUCAGCAUCGUGGACAAGAAGGUGCAGGUAUUGUAGCAGUGAAUAACAAUGUUCUUCAAUCAGUUACUGGGGUUGGUUUAGUAUCUGAAGUGUUUAAUGAGUCUAAGCUUGACGAAUUGCCUGGUGAAAUGGCAAUUGGACAUGUUAGAUAUUCAACUGCUGGUUCCUCUAUGUUAAAAAAUGUGCAGCCUUUUGUUGCUGGAUACAGGUUUGGAUCUGUUGGGGUUGCACACAAUGGAAACUUGGUAAACUACAGAGCUUUGAGAGCUAUGCUUGAAGAUAAUGGUUCAAUUUUUAACACUACUUCUGAUACUGAGGUUGUGCUUCAUUUGAUUGCUAUUUCAAAGGCUAGGCCUUUCUUUUUGAGGAUUGUUGAUGCUUGCGAGAAGCUUGAAGGGGCUUAUUCAAUGGUGUUUGUGACUGAGGAUAAGCUUGUUGCGGUGCGUGACCCCUUUGGAUUUAGGCCUUUGGUAAUGGGAAGGAGGAGAAAUGGUGCUGUUGUGUUUGCCUCUGAGACUUGUGCUCUUGAUUUGAUUGAGGCUACAUAUGAGAGAGAGGUUUAUCCUGGUGAAGUUUUGGUAGUGGAUAAAAAAGACGGGGUUCAAUCACUCUGCUUGAUACCCCACCCUGUACCAAAACAAUGUAUUUUUGAGCAUAUCUAUUUUGCUCUGCCUAAUUCUGUUGUUUUCGGAAGGUCUGUUUAUGAGUCACGAUAUGCUUUUGGCGAAAUACUUGCUACUGAGGCUCCUGUUGAUUGUGAUGUGGUGAUUGCAGUGCCAGAUUCUGGGGUGGUGGCUGCUCUUGGUUAUGCAGCCAAAGCAGGGGUGGCAUUUCAGCAAGGACUGAUCAGGUCUCACUAUGUUGGAAGAACUUUUAUUGAACCUUCACAGAAGAUUAGGGACUUUGGUGUGAAGCUUAAGCUUUCACCUGUUCGUGGUGUAUUGGAAGGUAAGAGGGUUGUGGUCGUGGAUGACUCAAUUGUGAGAGGAACCACAUCUUCAAAAAUUGUUAGGUUGAUCAAGGAGGCAGGGGCUAAGGAGGUUCACAUGAGGAUUGCCAGCCCACCAAUUAUUGGAUCUUGUUAUUAUGGAGUGGACACACCAAGCUCUGAGGAGUUGAUAUCUAAUAGAAUGAGUGUGGAGGAGAUUAGAGAGUUUAUUGGAUGUGAUUCACUUGCUUUUCUGCCUUUUGAUAGCCUGAAGGAGAUGUUGGGUAGCGAUUCUCCAAAUUUUUGUUAUGCUUGCUUCUCAGGGAAGUACCCAGUUAUGCCAAGGGAGGUUAAAGUGAAACGGGUUGGUGAUUUCUUGGAUGAUGGAUUGAAUGGACCUUUUGAUUCCAUUGAUGGAGGUUGGGUUAAAGGCCCACAGAAUUUCAACAUUGAGAAACAAAUUGAUCCCCUGUAUCAACCGAGCAAGAUUUAGCUGUUUCAAGCAUAUGUGUGGUGAGUGAUAGAUAUCUUGGGUGAUAUGAACACAGCCUUUACAUUCUUCGUUGAAUAAGCUAGGGUUAUACAAUCUAAAGCUUAUGCAAUUUUGUCCCAUUUUUUUCUUCUGCAAACUAAUCUCUUUAAUGUAUGGGUUUGUUUUCUUUGCUAAUAAAAAAUGGGCUAUCAAAUGAACUUUUGAUUGAUGUCA